CCACGUUCGCGCGUAUUGACUUUCUCCGCCCCACGCAUCGAUCCCCCUCCCCCUCCUUUCGCCGGCGGCGGCGCUAUAUCACGCGGCCGCCGCGAGGAGGUGCGCCCCAUCCCUUCUUAUUCGUAGCAGCUGCAGCGGAGCGCGGGAGGACGAGCAGGGAUGGCGGCGGCGAGGAAGAACGCCGCCGUGCUCGCGCUCUUCGACGUCGACGACACCAUCACCGCGCCGCGCAAAGAGGUGUCGCCGGAGAUGCGCGAGUUCAUGAAGCGACUGCGCGAGAUUGUGAGCGUGGGCCUGGUGGGGGGAUCCGAUCUGGUCAAGAUCUCCGAGCAGCUCGGAAAAUCAGUCAUCACCGAUUACGACUACGUCUUCGCCGAGAACGGUCUGGUUGCGCACAGGAACGGCGAGCUUAUGGGGACGCAAAGUUUGAAAACGCACCUCGGAGAUGAACAGCUUAAGGAAAUCAUUAACUUCACUCUUCAUUACAUCGCGGACUUGGAUAUCCCAAUUAAAAGGGGUACAUUCAUAGAGUUCAGGAAUGGAAUGAUCAAUGUGUCGCCUAUAGGGAGGAACUGUACUCAAGAAGAGCGUGAUGAUUUUGAGAAGUAUGAUAAGGUACGUAACAUUCGGCCUAAAAUGGUGUCAGUGCUUCGUGAAAAGUUUGGCCACUUGAAUCUCACAUUUUCCAUUGGAGGGCAGAUUAGCUUUGAUGUAUUCCCAAAAGGCUGGGACAAAACCUACUGCUUGAGAUAUCUCGAAGAAUUCAAAGAAAUUCAUUUUUUUGGGGACAAAACCUACAAGGGUGGCAAUGAUCAUGAGAUAUUUGAAUCUAACAGAACAAUUGGUCAUACAGUUAGCAACCCCGACGACACGAUGCAGCAGUGCAGAUCUAUCUUCCUGUCGAAGUGAUUGCCAGACUAUCGUCCCAUAUACAUUCAUCUGUUUACAUUCAGAGAAACAUAUGUACUAUAGUGUGCUAGGUUCAGAUUCAGGUAGAGGAACUAGAAAUCAGGAAAAAGAACUUGUUGCCGUUCCUUGAGAUUGUGUCUUUCAUCCAAGAUUUACUCUUCUUGAUA
Aegilops tauschii subsp. strangulata is the source of this 1076-nucleotide messenger RNA. RefSeq names its product phosphomannomutase. Gene Ontology annotation, molecular function: phosphomannomutase activity. NCBI's taxonomy places the organism in Eukaryota, Viridiplantae, Streptophyta, Magnoliopsida, Poales, Poaceae. Gene Ontology annotation, biological process: protein N-linked glycosylation; mannose metabolic process; GDP-mannose biosynthetic process. Gene Ontology annotation, cellular component: cytosol. The record is from RefSeq and is a predicted model, not a curated record.